This is a messenger RNA of Coregonus sp. 'balchen', 2333 nucleotides long. Lineage: Eukaryota; Metazoa; Chordata; Actinopteri; Salmoniformes; Salmonidae. The record is from the annotation of a GenBank genome assembly.
AGGUUGCAGGGAUGAAGCAGGAAAAGACUCGAUUGAAGGAUUUCCUAGAGAAUAUCAGUGUCCUGCAAUGGAUACUGACCUUCCUCUUAUUAGGUGAGACCCCACAUCUGCAUGUGUGUGUGUACGCUUGCACAUUUGUGUGUGAGAGAGAAACCUGCUGACUGGCAUUGAGCAAAAUGUAUGUGUCAUAUUUUGCAUCCCUCCCUGUGGAUCCACUCACCAUUCCCUAUUCCUCAGGUCUGGCUUGUAUUGGGUUGAUGGUGUACCUUAUGUUUACCUCUCUGUGGCCACUGCCUGCUCUCUACUUCAUAUGGCAGUUGAAGGACUGGCACACACCUGAAAGAGGUACUGACAUACUGAAUGUUGCCCUGAAUUCUUCAAUGUUGUCAAUUUUUCAAGUAAUACUAAUCUCUUUUAAGGUCUCUUUUAACUCUCAAGUAAAGAAAAAAUCGAAUUCCUGAAUGUGUGCAACUUAAUUUGCUUGUGUGAAAGUUCUUAUCUGUCACCACCAGGGGGCAGGAGAAUUGCAUUUGUGAGAAACUGGAAAAUGUGGAAGCACGUUAGGGAUUACUUCCCAAUGAAGGUAUGUUGAUGAUGACAAGCUUUGUCAAUUGACCGGAAUUAUUGUUUUGUUUUUUGUCUUAAUAAUUUAAAAAACCCGUCUUUUCUUUUUAAAGCAUUGAACACAUUGUUUCUACACAUGAAUAAGUCCCUGUUUCUCUCCUCCAAUCUGUAUCUCUCUCCCUGCCUUUGUUCAGUUGGUGAAGACAGCGGAGUUGAACCCAAACAAGAACUACAUCUUAGGGUGUCAUCCUCAUGGGGUCAUGAGUAUGGGAGCCUUUACCUCUUUCAGCACUGAGGCCUGUGGCUUUAUGGACCUCUUCCCUGGGGUGCGCUCCUGUCUGUGCAUACUAGGUGGCAUCUUCAAGGUCCCCCUCUACAGGGAAUAUGCCAUGGCCAUAGGUAUAUAUGGCUUCCAGGGAAGUUUAGCUCUCUGGAAGCUGUAGUAGUGGAUAUUGUAAGGAGAUGUAAAUGUUUUUUGUGAGGAAAAGGGAUGUUGUGUUGUUGCCAAUCAAUUACCAUGAAUUCCUCCCUUAAUGUAACACAAAAUCCUUCUACUUGCCUCUGUUCAAUAAAUUAGUCUUGCUUUCUCUCCAUCUCUGUCUCUAUCUCUCUGUUAUUCCUCUCAUCAGGUUGUUAUCCAGUCAGCAAGCCCAGUCUAGAGCACCUUCUGUCUAAAAGUGGGAAAGGUAAUGCGGUAGUGAUUGUGAUAGGGGGCGCUGCUGAGUCUCUGCUGAGUCUGCCUGGGGUCAAUACUGUGUUUAUGAAGCAGAGGAAAGGCUUCGUCCGGGUGGCCCUGGAGUUUGGGUGAGUUAUCUAUCUUAUGGAUGGACCAGUAGUGAGAGGCCACAAAUGAACAAGAAAGCAGUGUUGUAGUUAUAAAAAAAAUACAACCAUACAUCACAUAGCUAGAUCAUUGAUCCCUGGAUCCACAGGGAUCAAUGAGGGCUAGCCCUAGAUCCACAGGGCUAACUGCUUUUGGCUGUGUUUAAGAAAUACUUUAAAAAAAACAUUUAUUAGGAAACAACCCAGUGGGUCAGUUCUCAUCUCUCUCAUUGUUCCUCAGGGCUGACCUGGUGCCCGUCUACUCGUAUGGGGAGAACAAUAUCUUCCGCCAGGUGAUCUUCUCACAGGACAGUGUGGGCUGGAGGUUGCAGCAACUCUUUAAGAAGCUCAUGGGCUUUGCCCCCUGUCUGUUCGUAGGUGAAUGCUGGUUCUGGAUGCCUUACCACUGCCCUGUCACCAUUGUCGGUCAGUGACUAUGUCAACGAAAUGCCUUGCUUAAUUUACUGAUUAACUUGUAAUUUUGAAAAUGCACAACAUUUGUCUUAUGAUCCACAAUCUCUUCGAGUCGCCAUCGGUAACUGAGGUAUAGCUUUUUUCUGUUACACAGUAGUGUGCAAAAGUAGUGGCUUCAGAAGUGUUUUAGUAACUUUUAGUGAGUUUUAAAGUCACUUUAGUAAUUCACUAGAUUAGAAAACUGCUUUGAGUGACUGAUGGUAGAACACAGCUUGUGUAGCUUUGACCAAAUGCUCUUUCUCUUUGUGAUACAGUAUGUACAGCAACAUAGUGUUACGUUUCUCACUCUGCUUCACCCAUUUGUGUAUUCCUCUCCAGUGGGUAGUCCUAUCCCAGUGCCAAAGCGGCCAUCCCCCACUCAGGAGGAAGUGGAUCACUACCAUGGCCUCUACAUGGAGGCCCUGGCCAAGCUCUUCCAUGGACACAAGGCCAGCUGUGGACUCUCAGACAGCCACGAGCUGCGGAUCAUAUAG